AUGUGCAAUGAAGAGGAGGCUAAAGGAAUGUCACGAUUAGACGACUUGGCUGAACUUAAUUUGGUGGAUGAAUAUGCAGAUGAUAUGGAAACCAUUCUUACCAGUGGCAAUAUAACGUUAAAAAUUGAUGUCGAUCCCAAAACGCCAGUACCGUUUCAUACGGAAAUAUUUAAAUGGGAACGUGGUACUUGGGUGAAUUCAAUUUUUUCUCUUUAUCGACCAGAUCUGUGUGCCUGCCUUUUUUCACCUACUGAAAUUUGGUAUGAGCUUGCAAAGCAAUUGCCUCCAAAGGAUCGUACAUGUCCCCCACCAAAGGGUCAUGUAUUCCAACUGCAAAAUUUUUCAAAUCGUAUAGAAUUGCCCAAUAUGAGUCUGCUUGGCGAUUUCUCGGGCAAAUACAAGAGCAUUGUUCACUUCAAAAUUGCCAAUUACACAUUGUGCACAUCAUGUACAGUUGAUGUAUGGAAAUCUUAA
Stomoxys calcitrans (stable fly) is the source of this 474-nucleotide messenger RNA. RefSeq lists its product as uncharacterized. The record is from RefSeq and is a predicted model, not a curated record. The transcript is spliced from 3 exons. The coding region runs from base 1 to 474 and encodes 157 amino acids. Lineage: Eukaryota; Metazoa; Arthropoda; Insecta; Diptera; Muscidae.